Messenger RNA from Micropterus salmoides (largemouth bass), 3315 nucleotides. Its product is annotated as sodium- and chloride-dependent GABA transporter 2-like. Lineage: Eukaryota; Metazoa; Chordata; Actinopteri; Centrarchiformes; Centrarchidae. Gene Ontology annotation, biological process: sodium ion transmembrane transport. Gene Ontology annotation, cellular component: membrane. The record is from RefSeq and is a predicted model, not a curated record. The transcript has 16 exons. The coding region runs from base 131 to 2032 and encodes 633 amino acids.
CAGUGUGUGCGCGUAUGUUUGUGGGAAGCCCGUCAGGGCACGCCCUUAAAGCUUUUCUUCAAACUUCGCUCAGUCAGUCAAGGGAUUUUAUGUUGUCGGCGCCCACUGCAAACUCACGGACUGAGAGACCAUGACUGCAGAAACAGCCAGAGGGGCUCCUGCUGGAGACUCUGGGCCAGAUAAAGAGACUCCUGAGGAUGGUGUUCAGCCAAGAGGGAAAUGGGCCAACAACAUGGAAUUCAUACUCUCCAUGGCUGGAGAAAUUAUUGGCCUUGGAAAUGUUUGGCGUUUCCCAUAUCUGUGCUACAAGAAUGGAGGAGGUGUCUUCUUCAUCCCAUACUUUGUGUUCCUCUUCUUCUGUGGGAUCCCCGUGUUCUUCCUGGAGACGGCGUUGGGCCAGUACACCAGUGAGGGUGGGGUGACCGCCUGGAGGAAGAUAUGUCCCAUGUUUGAGGGAGUGGGGAUUGCGUCUCAAGUGAUCGUGGUCUAUCUGAACAUCUACUACAUCGUGGUGUUGGCCUGGGCUAUCUUCUACCUGUUUUACUCCUUUAUAAGCCCCCUGCCCUGGUCCACAUGUGACAACUGGUGGAACACUGACUUAUGUCAAAGUCGCCUCAGCAUGUUUGCCAACCCCCAUUUGUUUCACCCUGACGCCAACUGGUCAUUCUUAUACAACAUCACCUCACCUGACUACUAUGGGAAUCUCACUUACAUGAAUGAUAGUGAACUUGUCCUGAUAGCCAAGUCACCAGAAGAGGAGUUCUGGACUAACCGUGUGUUAAGAAUAUCAGAAGACAUGUCCCUGGUUAAGGUGCACUGGGACCUGGCUCUGUGUCUUCUGGUUGCCUGGAUUAUAUGCUACUUCUGCAUCUGGAAGGGAAUCAGAUCCACAGGAAAGGUUGUGUAUUUCACUGCUACGUUCCCCUACCUGAUGCUAUUCAUCCUUUUCAUCCGUGGAGUGACACUCCCAGGAGCCGUGGAGGGGCUGAAAUAUUACCUCUUCCCUAAUUUAAGCAAGCUCGCUGAACCAGAUGUAUGGCGUGAUGCAGGGACCCAGGUGUUUUUCUCCUAUGCCGUGUGUCAGGGAGUACUGACAGCUCUGGGAAGCUACAACAAAUACAACAACAACUGCUACAGGGAUUGCUUGGCACUGUGUUGUCUGAACAGUGCCACCAGUAUCUUUGCUGGUUUUGCUGUGUUCUCAGUGCUGGGAUUCAUGUCUCAUGAACUGGACAUACCAAUGAAUGAAGUUGCUACUGCUGGUCCUGGUCUAGCUUUUAUAGCCUAUCCAAAGGCUCUGUCGUUGCUGCCUCUUGCAUCCUUCUGGGCUGUGCUCUUUUUCCUCAUGGUCCUCUUCCUGGGCCUGGACAGUCAGUUUGUGUGUGUGGAGAGCCUGGCCACAGCCCUCACAGACCUGUUCCCACGUCACCUGAGGAGGCCGUGUGCCAGAGAGUUGCUGGCCCUGGUCAUCGCUGUUGUCUGUUUUCUACUGGGGCUGCCACUCAUCACUGAGGGAGGGAUCGUCCUCUUUCAGCUCAUAGACACCUACGGUCCCAGUGGAACCAGUCUCCUCAUCAUUGCCUGCUUUGAGACCAUUGCCAUUGCCUGGGUGUAUGGUGCGGACCGUUUCUAUGACAACAUUGAGGACAUGAUCGGGUACUCACCGUUCCCCGCGCUGAAGUACUGUUGGAUGUUCGUCACGCCGCUCAUCUGUGGACUCACACUGCUGUACAACCUGACACAAAUACAUCAUCUGGAGGUGUAUGGUUAUGUACCCGGCGCCUGGGGCGCCGCUUUGGGUUCUCUACUUGUCCUCACUCCACUGAUGUGCAUCCCAGCAUUCAUUGUGAUCACACUGUUUAAGAAUCCCAAAAACAUGACUAAACCAUCCACUGAUCUGCGUCAGGCUCGACCAGACAAGCCAAUUCUCUCUCUGGGUAAAAACAUCAUCUUUAAGGCUCAGGGGCAGCCAAACAGUAAUGAAGAUGAAGGAAAUCAGAAGAUGACAAUGGAGGAACCCAGCAGGGUUUGAUGGUUGAUAACCUGCAACAAUUUAUGGUGCAUAGAUGGUCUCCAUAAAUUGUACAACUUUGUGACACAAAAAACACAAUGUAUCAUGUAAAGUAUGUAAAGAUUUAUAAAUGUUUAGACAUUUAAUGAGUAUUCAGGGAGAUCCUGUUUUUUUGUUAGUACAUUAGUUGUUGUUUUUUUUGAUGAAUUCCAAUGUUAAAGUCACACACAAUAUAAAUUGUCCUAUACGCCUAUAAUUAUAUAUGCUGUAAUUGUCUUUAAAUGAAGGAAUCAGAAUUGAUGCAGCAGAACCAAUAAUUUCAUCUUUUUUGUUCCACUCAGUCUUCUUACUCAUGCAAACCUAAAUUACAUACAAUGUAACACGAAUGCAGUUUGGUCAGAGAUGCAUGUGUGUUAUGCUAGUAGCAGCUACCCAUAAGCUGCUAGUCUCAAGCAGAUAUGAGGAGUGGGCUACAGCGGUCUGGUAAGCUCACUUCUUUCCAACUCCAUAACCCCCAGAUUGUUUUCAUAUUCAAACUAGUAGUCUUCAGCCUCAGCUGAUGUGACAUCACUUGAGGCAGUUCAUCACAUUUCACCCAGCUCCCUCUGAAAACACAUGUGCAGUAAUACUCACAAAGACCUGUAAAGAGAUUUUGAUGUGUGAAAAAAGAUGGAUUUCUUCCCAAAACAUUAACAAGAUUGUCCAUCAGGAGCACAUGUCUAUCCGACAAGUGUAAAUUGUAGUAGCUGUUCUUCAAUGAUUUCCAAGGGGCAAUGGGCACAGACAAAAUGCCUCUGGACGCAAUUAGGUAGACCUACAACCAGUCAGAGCAAUUUUUGAUUUGUAAAUUAAUAUUACCAGAUCCUGCUGGAAAUACAGCAAACAUUUUAAAUGCACUUGUUUGUUGUGUAUGUUAUGUCUAGAAAAUAUACCGUCCAAUUUGUUUACUGACUUGAUAACAGAUUCAACAGAAACAGUUAAACAUCAGCGGCAGCCAUGUCGGUUGUUUACCAAAAUGACUCAGUGAGUCAUCAAAUAAAACCCACCCCAUAUUUGAUAAACGGUUGUGAUUGACCUGACCGGAUCCAGGACCAAUGGAAAUCUGUCUGAAUGGGAGGGGGGCAGGAUGUAUCUGCCAGAGCAAAUUAAUCAUGAACAAUUUAGCCUUCUUCUUUUGUCAUUGAGAUAAUGUUUGUGUUUACUAUUCAGCCUGUACAUCUCUAUUUUAGUCAACCAAAUAAGACAGAUCAUUGUUUUAAAAUGUGCAUAUAUUCAAAUCUCAUUAAAAGUAUUGGUAUGCUAAA